AUGGGCCAGGCGAGCUCUUCCGCCUCCAGCGGCCGCGCUGCUGCGCCCACACUGCAGCAGCAGCAGCAGCAGCAGCGCAGCGCGGGCGCUGCGCCUUCGCGCUCUCUGUCGCAGCAGAUGGUGAGCGCCUACCGCCGGAGUGGCCAGCAGCCUUUGCGGGAGGCCUUCGUGACUUGUUCCUCCCCCUCCCUCCCCCACGCCUCCGCCCCCCCCCCAGCAGCAGCAGCAGCAGCAGCAGCAGCAGCAGCAGCAGCAGCAGCGGGCGUGCCGGGGGGCUACUACCGCGGGGGCUGCAGCUCGCUGCCGGCCUCCUCGCGGGGCUCCUCGCCUGCUGCUUCGCGGGCGAGUUCGGAGUCUUCGCUGCUGCUGCCAACUCCGACUCCGUCUCGGCAGCAGUCCUUCACCUUCGUGCCUCCCGCCUGGCGGGACCCUUCCUUUGUGUCUUGGACUCCGCAGCAGCAGCAGCAGCAGCAGCUGCUGCUGCAGCGCUCCGCCUCCUCGCCGGCGCUGCCCCGCGCGGGGGACCUCUCCGCAGCAGCAGCAGCAGCAGCAGCAGCAGCAGCAGGGCGGGGGCCGCCCCGCUUCGUCGCGCGCCGCCCCGCCGCCGCCGCAGCAGCGCCGCCCUCACCGCAGCAGCAGCAGCAGCAGCAGCAGCAGCAGCAGGAGCUGCUGCUGCAGCAGCAGCAGGAGGAGCUGCUGCUGCAGCGGGAGCCGUGCGUGGUGGGCUGGGGCGAAGUGGAGGAGACGAAGGAAGUGGUGUACCCGAGCGGGCAGCGGGUGUUCAGGUGUACGUACUGCAACGCGUUGCUGCGGAGGCGGAAAAACUUCAUUUCGAGUUGGCCAAAAGUUUUGUUUUGCGAAAACUGCCGGCUGCUGCCGCAGUGCAACUCCUGCAGCAAAAAGGCAGUGCCCUUCGUCUUCAGCAGCAGCAGCGGCAGCAGCAGCAGGGCGGAGCCGCUCCGCAACUUCGGGGGCCUCUCCACCUGCGGCCAGUGCAGUUUGCUGCGGCCCGUGGCCGACGCUGCUGCGCUGCAGCCGCUCGUCAGCAGCAGCAGGCAGCUGCUGCGCGACUGCUUCGCUGUGCGCUUUACGCAGCAGCUGCUGCAGUCCCACGCGCGCCCGGAGGUGCUUUGCUGCCUCGCUGCGCUGCGCCGCGCAGCAGCAGCGGACGACAGCAGCAGCAGCAGCAGCUGCACGCUCCUCCUCGACCUCCCGCCCGCCGCGGACGCGCAGCAGCAGCAGCAGCAGCAGCAGCAGCUGCUGCUGCAGGAGGACUGCCACGGCGACGUGCAGAGCCUCCCCUUCGAGAUCACUCCCGUCUGGCACAUGCAGCUGUCCCGCGGCGGCAGCCAGAACGUCUACGGCCGCUGCGAGGCGCGGGCGCUCACCUUCCCCGCAGAGCCCCCCGCAGCAGCAGCAGCAGCAGCAGCAGCAGCAGCAGCAGCAGCAGCGCCGCGGACGUUCCGCGUGGUGCAGCGGAUCCUGCUGUCCCGCGGAGUCCCCGAGGGCCUCUUCUGCGGCCAUUUGGCCCACGAGCUGCUGCACGCCUUCAUUUGGCUGUCGCUGGAGGCCGGGGGCCCGCAGAUCGCGCUGGCCGCUGAGGAGGGGCUCUGCAACUGCGUGCUCGCGACGGCGCUGCAGAUCCGCGUGGAAUCGCUGCAGCAAAAGCGCCAACAACUCCUCAAAUGCUUCGCAAAAUGCGGAAUUAUUCCGAAAACAAAACCCUCGACCCGCGAAAUCGAAGGUUUGCCGCAAACUGCGGAGUUUCUGCAGGCCGUUUGCAACUUGCACGGCUGCGCGCGCGCGCGCGCGGGGUGUACGUACACCCCGCCGCCGCGCGCGCGCAGCCGCUGCCAACUGGAAUUCGAACUUUAUUUGACAGAAUAUGAAUUGAAAGUUCUCAACCGCAGACUUUCCGAAAUGGAAAAAGACGAAGACCCCAACUACGGCGUCGGCUACCGCGCCGCCAGGGCCCUCGCCAUGAAGCGCCGCAUGCCCCAGCUCGUCCGCCUCCUCGGCACUGCCGGCCACUCGCUGGACUCCUUCGUCGCCGCCGCCCAACUCUGCUGCUAG
Eimeria necatrix is the source of this 2073-nucleotide messenger RNA. RefSeq lists its product as hypothetical. The transcript has a single exon. Gene Ontology annotation, biological process: regulation of transcription by RNA polymerase II. Lineage: Eukaryota; Apicomplexa; Conoidasida; Eucoccidiorida; Eimeriidae. The record is from RefSeq and is a predicted model, not a curated record. The coding region runs from base 1 to 2073 and encodes 690 amino acids.